GAUCGUGGGUGUUCGGUUGGCUAUUAUGCGACAUAUGGGUAUCGUUGGAUAUACUGUUAUGCACGGCAUCUAUUUUAAGUUUAUGUGCAAUAAGUGUGGACAGAUAUUUAGCAGUGACCCAACCAUUAACUUAUUCAAGAAGAAGAAGAUCGAAACGGCUUGCUUUCGGCAUGAUUUUGGUAGUUUGGUGCAGCUCAGUCCUCAUUACAUGCCCCCCUAUGUUUGGCUGGUACGAAAUAGGUAGGCACAAGGACCAAACCUGUAGGUACAACAGGAAUACAGGGUACGUUAUAUUUUCUGCCAUGGGAUCAUUCUUCAUACCGAUGGUUGUGAUGCUUUACGUUUAUCUGCGAAUAUCCUGCGUUAUUGCUAGACGACAUAAUCAUUUAGGACAAAUCGAUAAUAGAACAAUGAGAUCCCAAAAACUAGUCGGUUGUAAAGAAGAAUCGGAGACAGAACGAGGAUCUUCGGAAGAGGAUAAUGUAAUAAAAUGUACUAGGUAAGUUUAUUGCACAUUAUACGCUUCUUGAAUCUAAAGAGAUGUUUUAUCAUUAUUGGUUUUACUGAAGACGUUCUAUUACUUUUAUUUUUGUUCUUAUAAGUAGUUGUACUUCUUUUUUCUUUUAUAUGGGUACC
This is a messenger RNA of Agrilus planipennis (emerald ash borer), 636 nucleotides long. RefSeq names its product alpha-1A adrenergic receptor-like. The transcript is spliced from 3 exons. Gene Ontology annotation, cellular component: membrane. NCBI's taxonomy places the organism in Eukaryota, Metazoa, Arthropoda, Insecta, Coleoptera, Buprestidae. Gene Ontology annotation, molecular function: G protein-coupled receptor activity. The record is from RefSeq and is a predicted model, not a curated record. The annotation marks the transcript as partial. Gene Ontology annotation, biological process: adenylate cyclase-activating adrenergic receptor signaling pathway.